This is a messenger RNA of Pseudovirgaria hyperparasitica, 1896 nucleotides long. Its product is annotated as kinetochore protein nuf2. The transcript has 4 exons. The record is from RefSeq and is a predicted model, not a curated record. Gene Ontology annotation, biological process: mitotic spindle organization; attachment of mitotic spindle microtubules to kinetochore; meiotic chromosome segregation. Gene Ontology annotation, cellular component: kinetochore; Ndc80 complex. The coding region runs from base 1 to 1404 and encodes 467 amino acids. Gene Ontology annotation, molecular function: protein-containing complex binding. Lineage: Eukaryota; Fungi; Ascomycota; Dothideomycetes; Acrospermales; Acrospermaceae.
AUGGACUUCAACCCACGCAUGAGCAUGGCGCGCGGCGUCGUCGCUAAUACCCAAUCUCGCAAUCGACAGCAGGAGGAGGACGCCUUCAUGACGCUGCCCGAUAGAGAAAUCGCAUCAUGUAUAAACGACAUUGGUCCCCCCGGAAUGACCCAGUUCACCGUCGCAGACCUACAAAAGCCAAAUCCCCAGCAGAUUCAGGCCAUCUUCGAGAAAUUCUCCGAAGUGCUGUUGAAUCUCAGUCGAGAAGUCGUCGCACCGGCAAUGAAAGCCGCUGCGGAAGAGCUCUGUGGUCCAGAUGCCGAUCGCAUAUUCACUGCGGAUACUCGAGACCUGAUGGGCUUCUUUGUGAUGCUACGACGGCUGUUGGUGGAGUGUGGAAUCAACGACUUUUCAUUCCAGGACCUAUAUAGGCCAACUCACCAAAGACUCGUCAAGAUCUUCUCCUACAUAAUAAACUUCAUUCGUUUCCGAGAGUCACAAACUGGUGUCAUCGAUGAGCAUUUCAACAAGUCAGAGCGUACGAAGUUGCGCAUUGAGCAAUUGUACCAUGAGAAUCAAGCGAAGGAGGAGCAGCUCCACGAACUGAAUCGCACUCGUCAGGCGACAGAGAGAGCUAUGAAGGACAGGGAAAGACGAAACAACGAGCUCAAGCAACGCCUGCUCGAGCUCAAGAAAGGCCAAGAGCGAGUUGCGGAGAAGUUAGAACGAGUCAAAGAGGACCAACAACGAUUGAAAGGCAUUCUGCAAGAGAAGACAGAGACAACACUCCAAGUGAAGCAAGAAGCGCAUAAAUUGCGCCCGUACACCCAGCAAUCGCGAGAGACACUGGAGAAUGCCCUCACAGACCUAAGCAACAAUCUGACUGCAGACAAAGCGCAGAUUGAGACUCUCGACCGCCGCGCGCGUGCUCUACAGACCUCUGCAGAUACAUUCACCGUCGUCACAGCAGACGUCACCUCGUGCACGAAGCUUCUCACAGAAGUCCAAGGUGACCUUGCGAAGGAAGAGGAGGAGAUUGUCAAGGCCUCGAGGUACCGCGACGCACUAUCAGAGCGGAGUAACAAUGUGCGCGACGUCGAGCGACAAGAGCGGCUCCUGCAGAACCAACUCAGCAAGAUCAACACCCGGACAGACAAAUUGCGCUCAAAUGCUGAGGAGAAAGCCUACAACGCAAAAGCCCGUAUGGAAGAGCUCAGGGCCGUGCACAAGCAAAUCGCAGACGAACGCAGCGAGAAAGGACGUGAGAUGGAACGGAGGAGAGUGAGAAUCGAGCAAACCGAGAAGAAGAUGGCUGAUCUGAAAGAGAACAUCGAAAAUGAAGUACAGAGCGCGAAUGAGGAGUACGUUAAGAUGGAGAGUCAUAUUAAACUAUAUAUCACGGAGAUGGAGCAACACCUGGCGUGAUUGUUUAACUGCUUUAUCUUGAUGUUUCAUGAGGACUGCACUUGGGUAUACCUGGCUGGCGUGGUGUGUGGUGUUUUGGUGUUUCUCAGGUUCGGCACCACGAACAUUAUGAAGACUAUCUAUUCAACCGAUCAAUUUUCCCGAGCUGCUAUCAUUUGUCUUUCCGCAUUAUGGGUUGCUUUAGCUCGUGUAUACGAUCGACUUGGAGGUCAAAUUUCAGGUAUUGACACGAUGCAACGAACGGUAUAUAUCAUAGCCAGGGCGUUUAGGAUUGCUGAUCACCACACAGACUCUCACCACAACUUGGCAGCGCGUUAUCCUCAUUGUCAAUGUUCCUGGAAGUAUGUCUUGUCUCUGACUUGGCCGGUUGCUGUUCCGCGAAGAUCCGACGUCUCCCAGGUGCGCCUCUCUGCGCCACUCACCACCCUCUUGACGAGAUGACCAAGAGACUGGCUGGUAGUCACGUACAUCACAGCGAAACAUCCAUCUCCC